This is a messenger RNA of Nycticebus coucang (slow loris), 1782 nucleotides long. It is a transcript of the gene DHRS9, whose product is annotated as dehydrogenase/reductase 9. NCBI's taxonomy places the organism in Eukaryota, Metazoa, Chordata, Mammalia, Primates, Lorisidae. The coding region runs from base 467 to 1426 and encodes 319 amino acids. The transcript has 6 exons. The record is from RefSeq and is a predicted model, not a curated record.
AAAUGUAGAGAGAGUUCUGAACAAAGUAACGCUUUCUAAGGUUGCAUAUUAGAAGCGGAAUGAAAGACAACUUAGCACCUAAGAUGUGAAAUUGAAUGUGGAUACCGUUACAGUCUGGAUUCCUUUGGCAGCAUGUGACCUCCAGCAUCUGGCUUCUUUCACCCACUGAAGAGAAAUUUAGUCAUCGCUCAGUGUCACAGUAGGUGUGACUCACAGGGCAAGAGAGGAGCUGAGGACUCCUCACACACACAGUACUCAGAGUUCCACGGAAGCUGGGGAGCCUCCACCGCUGAGCAUCAGGGUGGCUGGGGUGGCACAACACUUCCUUCCCGUGCACAGCAGGAAGACUGCCAGCGGCCAGCAGGGCCACCAGCAGCUUCUGCGUCUCACUCCAUCUUUAAAAAGGAUACCAUCUUCUUUUACUGCACGAGAUAGGAGUGUCCUGUCACAUAUAGGAAAAAAAAAAAUGCUCUUUUGGGUGUUAGCCCUCCUAAUCCUCUGUGGUUUUCUGUGGACUUAUAAAGGACAACUAAAGAUUACAGACGUCACUGAUAAAUACGUCUUUAUCACUGGGUGUGACACUGGCUUUGGAAACUUGGCAGCCAGGACUUUUGAUAAAAAAGGAUUUCGUGUGAUAGCUGCCUGUCUGACCGAAGCCGGAUCAACAGCUUUAAAGGCAGAAACCUCAGAGAGACUCCACACAGUGCUUCUGGAUAUAACCGAUGCAGAGAAGGUCAAGAGGACCGCCCAGUGGGUGAAGGACCAAGUUGGGGAAAAAGGUCUCUGGGGGCUGAUCAAUAAUGCUGGUGUUCUUGGGGUGCUAGCGCCCACCGACUGGCUGACAGUGGAGGACUACAGAGAACCUAUUGAAGUGAACCUGUUUGGACUCAUCAGUGUGACAUUAAAUAUGCUUCCCUUGGUCAAAAAAGCUCGAGGGAGGGUUAUCAAUGUCUCCAGUAUUGGGGGUCGGCUUGCAUUUGCUGGAGGAGGCUAUACCCCAUCCAAAUAUGCAGUGGAAGGCUUCAAUGACAGCUUAAGACGGGACAUGAAAGCUUUUGGUGUGCACGUCUCAUGCAUCGAACCAGGAUUGUUCAAAACAGAAUUGUCAGAUCCAGUAAAGACAACUGAAAAAAAACUCGCCAUUUGGAAGCAUCUGUCUCCAGACAUUAAACAGCAAUAUGGAGAAGAUUACAUUGAAAAAAGUCUAGACAAACUGAAAGGCACUACAUCCUUUGUGAACAUGGACCUCUCUCUGGUGGUAGAGUGCAUGGACCAUGCUCUGACAAGUGUCUUCCCUAAGACUCGUUAUGCUGCUGGAAAAGAUGCCAAGACUUUCUGGAUACCUCUGUCUCACAUGCCAGCAGUUUUGCAAGACUUUUUAUUGUUGAAACAGAAAGUCGAGCUGGCUAAUCCGAAGGCAGUGUGAUUCAUCUGACCACAAAUGCUUUCCUUGGGCUAUAAAAUUGGCCGAUUUCAAGAACACGUCUCCUUUCAAUCUCAUUCCUUACCUAAUCCAACCUGGACUCAUUUAGACCAUUCUUCUUUUGAUUAAAGAAGGGGGUCUGAUCAUCACCGGUGAUGUCCCAGGGUCCCUUCUCAAAUAUUCUUUGGAAGGAAGAGCCAGGAUGAACAAUAUCCUAUCGGCAAGUCCUGCCCACUAUUUAGGUUUUGCCUGCUUGAUAUAAUGUAAAGGAAAUUGAAAGAUUUCCUCAUCCCAAAUUAUCUUCUCCAUUGCCUGCCUCUUGCUUAUAGUCCCCAGUAUUUAAAGUACUCCUGGAUGUU